AUAGCGAACCUUCCACGCACGCGUCUAAAGCGACGCUUCGUACGUGUUCUUGCCCGGACUGGGAUUUUUGGUUCCCUCCCAGUGAAGGCGCACGUGUCAGCGAGAGCCUCAAGGACUUCGUCCACGUGUUACCUCUCGCAGUCCUCUUAUAUCUUCGCCUCCAUCUCCCCUUUCUUUUCAGAAAGAGCCCAGCCCAAAGCCACAAAAGCAGAACCACAACCCGAAUAAUCUCUCACUUUCGGACCAAGCAAACCCGAAAUUUCGUUCAUUCUGAAUUGUUUCGGGAGAGUAUUGGAUGCAGUGAGGGCUGACAAUUUUGGCCAUGGAUAUGGAAAAUCCGGCGGAUUUCAGUUACCUUGGAAGGAAUUUCAGUGAUCUGAGUAACGGCGAACACUCCUCUGCUUUCAGUGAUUGUAACAGCGACACAUCCGGAGAGUUUCAAACGGCGUCGUCUCAAAGCCGUCGGCUUCUGAUUUCUUGCACUUCGGACAACUCCGACGAUCUGAUUCGCCAACUCAUCGCCGACCUCGAGGCCGGUUCGAUUGAGGAGCAGAAGCAGGCGGCCAUGGAGAUCAGGCUCCUCGCCAAGAACAAGUCCGAAAACCGGCUCAAAAUCGCCAGAGCAGGCGCGAUUAAGCCGUUGGUUUCGCUCUUAUCGUGUUCCGAUCUCCAGCUACAAGAGUACGGCGUCACGGCGAUUCUGAACCUUUCGCUCUGCGACGAGAACAAGGAGCUCAUAGCUUCGUCCGGAGCAAUCAAGCCUUUGGUACGAUCGCUAAAGACAGGAACGCCGACGGCCAAAGAGAACGCAGCUUGCGCUCUUCUCCGCCUAUCGCAAAUCGAAGAAAACAAAGUCGCAAUUGGACGGUCAGGAGCGAUUCCGCUGCUGGUAAAUCUUCUCGAGAGCGGAGGUUUUCGCGGGAAGAAGGACGCCUCGACGGCUCUGUACUCGCUGUGCUCCGUGAAGGAGAACAAGAUCAGAGCCGUCCAAUCGGGAAUCAUGAAGCCGUUGGUGGAAUUGAUGGCGGAUUUCGGGUCGAACAUGGUGGAUAAAUCAGCGUACGUCCUGAGCGUUCUUGUUUCGGUGCCGGAGGCUCGUGCGGCGUUGGUCGAAGAAGGAGGAAUUCCGGUGCUGGUGGAGAUUAUAGAGGUGGGGUCGCAGAGGCAGAAGGAGAUUUCGGUGGCAAUAUUGCUUCAGAUUUGCGAGAACAGUGCGGUGCACCGUAAUUUGGUGGCCCGCGAAGGAGCGAUUCCUCCCCUUGUGGCCUUGUCACAGUCCGGCACAAAUCGCGCCAAGCAAAAGGCGGAGACAUUGACAGAGCUUCUACGGCAACCGAGAUCCGGCAACGUCGCUGCACGAGCGUCAGACGUGUCAUUAUAAAAUGCUCCCACAUCAUCACCCCCCAUGGCCAUGUAGGAGUAAAACACAACAACAACAACAACAACAAAAUCGAAAACUUGUAAAUAUCUAUGUUUCGGAGUAGCUUCAGGCUCAGCUUGUAAAAUUUGUGAUAAAAGCAUUAAAUCGAGCUCAGUUUGGUUUGCCUUUUUGGAGCUUAUGUUUAUUUACUCAAAA
Prunus mume (Japanese apricot) is the source of this 1576-nucleotide messenger RNA. RefSeq lists its product as uncharacterized. Gene Ontology annotation, molecular function: protein binding. The record is from RefSeq and is a predicted model, not a curated record. Lineage: Eukaryota; Viridiplantae; Streptophyta; Magnoliopsida; Rosales; Rosaceae.